AUGGAAAUAGCUGGCUGUGAGCGACUAUUGCUCGGUAUUCUGCUCUUCUCAGCAUGUUCCGUGAUAGUGAAAAUUAUCUAUCGUCUCUAUUUUCAUCCGCUGGCCCGGUUUCCAGGUCCGAGAUUUGUUGCCGCAACCUCGCUCCUUGAGCUGUACUGGGACAUGGUGGGUCAGGGGGCAUAUCUAUACAGAAUCGAGCAGAUGCAUCAGAAAUAUGGUCCCAUCGUGCGAGUCAAUCCUCAAGAGCUUUCCAUCAAAGAUCCAAGUUAUUACGACCAGCUCUAUGUGGCUGGGGCGGUAAGAAGGACUAACUGUUGGACGGGAAAUGGAGGGAUGGAAUUCAAAGACUCGCAUGGCACCACAGUCGAGCAUGACCACCACCGUCUCAGGAGAAAGCCGAUGGAGCCGUACUUUUCCAGAGCCGGCAUCUCUCGCAUCGAGCCGGUGCUGAAAAGGAUUGUCCAGACACUUGUCGAUCGCCUUGAUCAGUACAAGGGCUCUGGUAAUGUGAUAAGUCUGGACUGUUUGUUUUCAGCCUUUAGCGGCGAUGUGAUUACGGCGAUAUGCGUCGGUGAUGGUGAUGCUACUUCUCUGCGGCAUCCAUCUUUUGAUCCUGAAUGGAUUCUCAUGUCCCUCCCAGAAAGAUUCCUAGAGAAAGCAAACCCCGAGUUCAAGCGAUUAAACGAAUGGCGAAACCGGGCCGGGAAGCAUAUAAUGGAGGCCAUGAUGGUGCAGGAAUCAUUCAACGACGCAAGUGACCUGUUGCAUAAAGCCAGCAGCAGACACGCAACGCUUUUCCACCAGCUCUUGAGCCCACAGUCGGGGCUGCCUGAUAGCGAACGCUCCAUAGAGCGCCUGACAACCGAAGCCCAGGUGCUUCUCGGCGCUGGCACUGUCACGACAACUAGGACGCUUUCCUACCUAAUAACUCACAUUCUUCUUCAAGACAGCGUCAAAAUCACGCUCGAGAGGGAGCUGCGGGCACAGGCCGUGGAUCUGAGAAAUGGAUCGACUAGCCUCGCUGAUCUGGAAAAGCUGCAAUAUCUUCAGGCAUGUGUCAAGGAGGGUUUGAGGCAAGUACUCAGCUUCGGCUUCAUGGUUCGCCUCCCACGAUGCUCUCCGGAUGUAGAACUGCGCUACGGGAAAUGGACUAUACCAAAAGGCGUGAGUGGGCGAGUCCUCUAUUUCCACCAGCCCGAAGCAACUACUUACUCCAUCGACCACCAGACACCCGUCGGCAUGUCGGCCUACUUGACGCACACAGACCCGACCAUUUUCGCCGAGCCACACGAGUUCCGCCCUGAGCGCUGGCUGGAGGGUCAGGUCACUCCCGCCAUGAAGCAGGCAUACGUACCCUUCAGCAAGGGCUCCCGAGCGUGUCUGGGAUCAAAUCUGGCGUAUGCCGAGUUGUUGAUGCUCACCGCCGCUCUGUUCCAGCCGGGGGCUCCACCACUAGUGCUCUGGGAAACGAGUGCGCGAGAUGUUGAUCCUUUCCAUGCCUAUUUGCUGCCCAUGCCGAGAAUAGGGGGCGGCGGAGCAAAGGUGUUGAUACGUUGA
Molecule: messenger RNA, 1557 nt
Organism: Pyricularia grisea
Lineage: Eukaryota; Fungi; Ascomycota; Sordariomycetes; Magnaporthales; Pyriculariaceae
Exons: 7
Coding region: 1-1557 (518 amino acids)
Molecular function (GO): iron ion binding; oxidoreductase activity, acting on paired donors, with incorporation or reduction of molecular oxygen; monooxygenase activity
Source: RefSeq, a predicted model, not a curated record